UCAUAGUACAUCAUAUCACACAAUUACACACGAUACAGUAGAAAACGGAGCGUGUACAGUUCCGUCAUAUUCCUGGUUUGAAAGCAAGGUUGCGACUAGUUGUUGCGACGCAGGAAGGUGCAGUGAACGGUGUGUGUUUAGUUUCGAGCUGUAAUAAUAUAUUAAAGUUAAAUAUCUAAAGAGCAGGUUUACCGGCCAUGGAGAAACGAAUAGAGCUUGAGAAACGAGGAAGAAAUCCCGCUGAAAUAACAGAAUUUGUACUUGACAAUUGUCGGAGUACAAAUAUCGUGGGUCUUACGGAUGAAUUCGUGGCAUUAAAAUCCUUAAGUUUAAUCAAUGUAGGAUUAACAAGUCUCAAAGGUUUCCCUGUAUUACCAAAUCUCCGAAAGUUAGAACUGAGUGAUAAUCGAAUCUCCGGAGGUUUGAAUUUUCUGCUGUCAAGCCCUAAGUUAACUCAUCUUAAUCUUAGUGGAAAUAAAAUCAAAGAUCUUGAAACACUACAACCAUUAAAAGAAUUCCAAAACCUCAAGAACUUAGAUUUAUUCAAUAAUGAAGCAACAGAAAUGGAUAACUAUAGAGAGAAAGUAUUCGGAUUAAUUCCUAGUUUAAGAUAUCUUGAUGGAUUUGACAUGGAUGAAUGUGAAGUUGACGACAGUGAGGGUAAUGAAGAAGGUAGUGAAGAUGAUGAAGUAAAUGGAAAUGAUGAUGGUGAUGGUGAUGCCAAUGAAGAUGAUAGUGACGAAGACAGUGAAUAUAUGUCGGAUGAAGACGACAAAGACCUCAAUGAUGAGGAGGGCGGUUUAGAUAUUAAUGACAGUGAAAAUGACGAAUAUGGAGGAGAACACGAAGAUGAUGAUGAAGAUGAUAAUGAAGAAUAUCAAGAUAACCAAGAUGGAGAAGACGGCAAUGCUAUUGAAGAAUCAUCACCAGCCCGAGGAAAGAAAAGAAAACAUGAAGACGGAAGUGAGCCAGGGAAUUAAAACCUAGAUAUAAGGAUUUGCUAAUAAAUAAAUAAUGUUGAAUGAGUGUAAAAUUCGUAUAUAAAUUUAUUAAUUAAUAAUUACGCCGCCAAGUGAGACUAGCUGGGAAUCAAACUUUAUUGACCAAUGACAAACUACAGUUAGUGAUAUAAAUUACAAAAAUCAUUGACUGAAAGAAAAAAAAUUAAUAAUUAAUUAAAUUAUUGUCUGUGGAGUAAUACAAAACAUAAAAAAAAAAUGAAAUACAUAAGGACGAAGGACGUAAUUGCAAGUAAAUGCAAAACUAAACACAAAAAGUAACUGAUAUUGAUAUAAUAUUAUUGACAAUGGAAUGAAAUGUAAAAAUGAAUUGUUUAAGGAUAAAUAAGGGCUGCAUUCCAGCUAGACCCAACACGUUUUAGUUACACUAACGAUAUUUUAUAUAGAGUAUAUAGAUAGAGAAUUAGAAAUGUUGUCAGUACAUUAAAUAGUAAUGUCGAAGUUUGAAUGUAAUGAUAAUGAAAUGAUGCAGAGUUAUGAUUAUAAUAUAGAGACGGGAUUUAAACUCUCGAAGGAGCGUAUUUGUCUGUUAGCUCCAGUCGACCAAAGGCUGGUCAUGCUGGAAUGCAGCUGUCGUUAAACAGUUAAUAAGAUUACAUAAGUUACAUUUUAAAUACAUUAUAAUGAUAACGUCAAAUAAAUAUAAAAAAAAAAAAAAAAAAAAAAAAAAUGAGGAAUCAAUUUUUGUACAGGUUUAAUGAAGAAAUAAAAAAAAAUGAUAAAUAAAAAAAAUUAGAUAUCAAUACAAUAAUAGAGAUUGCAUGAAAUUAUAUUUUUGGGACAGAAAUAAUAAAAUUAAUAAUUAUAAUUAAUAGAUAUUUUAAAUACUGUUCGAUCAAUAUUUCAACGAUAAUUUUAAAUUGUUUUUAAUAAUUUUAUUUAAAUAAAUUAAAUGUUAAAAUUUUUUUUUAAUUGAGCAGCCAUCUCACUUGUACGGUCGUUGUCACAUUGGUUUAUUAGUUUUUAAUUAAAAUUUUUAAUAACAAAAUCAUGUCAGCAA
Molecule: messenger RNA, 2019 nt
Organism: Cotesia glomerata
Lineage: Eukaryota; Metazoa; Arthropoda; Insecta; Hymenoptera; Braconidae
Gene: Mapmodulin
Product: acidic leucine-rich nuclear phosphoprotein 32 family member A
Exons: 7
Coding region: 198-980 (260 amino acids)
Cellular component (GO): nucleus
Molecular function (GO): histone binding
Source: RefSeq, a predicted model, not a curated record